AAAAAAAGAAAAAGAAAAAAAGAACGACGGACUUGCCUCCAGUUGUCCAAACCUUGCGUCAUGGAAAGAGUUACUUUGUUGCAGCGCGCACGGGAAUAAACGAUAACACCGGCCCGUGGUCUGUGUUGAUACUACGGAGCAGGAGAUUGCGUAGUUGCUGUUUUUGCUUCUUUUUUUCUUUUUUUUUAUGUAGGUGGGGGGUUUGGAGCUGAAGAUGCGCAGGAACCUGUUUACAAGGAACACGCAGCAAGUUUGAGUCCUUAAGGGGGGGGGGGGGGUGGGGGGUGAACUACGGAGCGGGGCUCACAAUGCGCAGGGAACCCGUCCCUCAUCCCUCUGCGGGGCCACUUUGUCCGAAACAUGUUGGACUCGAGGAUCCCUUCUCCUCUCCGUAGUGAGAACACAAGUGUCCGGAUUCCACGCGAGGUCGCAGGUCCUGUUGCUGAGGAUUUAAAAAGCACCGACGGUGCUCGUGGAGGAGUUCUUUUGGUGAAACCGGUUUUUGUGUGAGCGCGCGUGUGUGCGUGUGUGUAUGUGUUUGAACCUGUUGUGUUUGGGAUGUGAAAGGAGGAAGAGAGUCCCUUCUGUCGUGAGGAAGUCGUGGAGCGUUUAUAGCUGAAAGUCGUUGUUAGGACUUUAAAGUGGAAUAGGCACGAGGACAAUAGACCGAGAGCCUCAAUGGGCUGAGGAUGCAAAGUGUUCACAUGGAGCAUCAAGAUGUCAGCCAAAGCCAAAGCCAAAGCGAUCUACACCUUUCAGAGCGAAAACAAGGAGGAGAUCAGCAUCCAGGAGAACGAGGAGCUGGUCAUCUUUGACGAGAACUCGGUGGACGGCUGGUUUCAGGGGGAGAACAGCCGCGGGGAGAAGGGCCUCUUCCCCGCGUCCUAUGUGGAAAUUAUCCGCAUGCGCUCGAACUCCAACGUGACGGACUGCUCCAUAAGCCCGGCAGGAUCCCUGGGAAACGACUCCUCCUAUUUCCCCUCGACCCCGAACACCCCGCUGCAUUCGCAGCCGAGUUACGACGACGACGACGACGACGACUGGGACGACUGGGACGACCGAUCGACCGUGGUGGACGACGGGGACCACGCCAGGAGCCCCGGGGCCAACGGGCACGCCCGCAGCCCGCCGUCCAACAACCCCAAUGUGCACUACCGGGCCAAGCCACACAUGGAGAGGCAGGACAGCAUCUCCAGCUCGAGGAAGGGCAGCAUGGUGGGCCGGAACCUGAACAGGUUCUCCAGCUUCGUCCGCUCGGGGGUGGAAGCGUUCGUGUUGGGCGACGUGCCCAUGAUGGCGAAGAUAGCGGAGUCGUACACCAUCGAGAUGGGCCCCGUGGGGCCCCUGUGGCAGGAGAGCCCGCAGCCUUUCUCCUGCUCCAUCGAGGACCCCACGAAACAGACAAAGUUCAAGGGCAUCAAGACCUACAUUUCGUACCGGGUCACGCCGAGCCACACGCCGCGUCCCGUCUACAGGCGCUACAAACACUUCGACUGGCUGUACAACCGCUUACUGCACAAGUUCACUGUGAUCUCCGUGCCUCACCUGCCCGAGAAGCAGGCCACGGGGCGAUUCGAGGAGGACUUCAUCGAGAAGCGCAAGCGGCGACUGGUACUGUGGAUGAACCACAUGACCAGCCACCCGGUCCUCUCCCAGUACGAGGGCUUCGAGCACUUCAUGAUGUGCGCCGACGACAAGCAGUGGAAACUGGGCAAGAGGCGUGCGGAGAAGGACGAGAUGGUGGGCGCCCACUUCAUGCUGACCCUGCAGAUCCCCAACGAGCACCAGGACCUUCAGGACGUGGAGGAGCGCAUCGACACCUUCAAGGCCUUUGCCAAGAAAAUGGACGACAGCGUGAUGCAGCUCACGCACGUCGCCUCAGAGCUGGUGCGUAAGCACCUCGGCGGGUUCAGGAAGGAGUUCCAGCGGCUGGGAAAUUCUUUCCAGUCCGUCAGCCUGGCGUUCAUGCUGGACCCUCCCCACAGCUCAGAGGCCCUCAACAAAGCAAUCUCCCACACGGGCCGCACCUACGAGAACAUUGGAGAGAUGUUUGCGGAGCAACCUAAGUACGACCUCUUCCACAUGCUGGACAAGCUGUCGCUCUACCAAGGCCUGCUCGUCAACUUCCCCGACAUCAUUCAUCUACAGAAAGGUGCCUUUGCCAAGGUGAAGGAGAGCCAGCGGAUGAGCGACGAAGGGAAAAUGGACCAGGACGAGGCCGACGGCAUCAGGAAACGCUGCCGGACGGUCGGGUUCGCCCUCCAGGCCGAGAUGAGCCACUUCCACCAGCAGAGAGAGGUGGACUUCAAAGACAUGAUGCAGGCCUACCUCACGGAGCAGAUCGCCUUCUACCAGCGCGUCGUCCAGCAACUGGAGCGCUCCCUGCGCAUGUACGACUCUCUGUGAAGACGCCGAACCGCUGUCCGGUUCAAGAUGCCAAAAACAACAACAACAACAACAACAACGACAACGACACACAAACGAGAAAGAAAGAUCCAAGUCUUUUGACUCUUUCAUCGAGGCGUUUUGUGUUCGUCGUGUUUGGUUCAGUUGGAAAAAGACUUUAAAUUAAGCGAUAGUUACUGAAAAAAAAAAAAAAGAAGUAUAAAACACAUACAGUCUUUCACUUUGAUGGAUUCAAAGUCACUUUUUUCUUUCUUUUUUUUAAAGACCUACUGUACCUUUUUUAUUCCUGUAAUACACAUCCCAUUAGGCAAUAUCGCAGCAUAUUGUUUAUCUGACAUAAUUUAAUGUGUUUGUAACUAUAGGUUUCAGACUCAUAGCGAAUCUGUAGUAGAUUGUUCUAAAGUGUAACGCCAUGAAACGGGUCCUGUUUUGAAAUUGUCCCCUUCUCUCAAACAUCAUGCACUUUGGCUUCUGUUUUUUUUAACCCCCCCCCCCCCCAAUAUAUUUUGGUUUAUUUACCAACAUCUGAUAAACAAUCCGGAUUAAAAAUCAGGUUAGACUUACUUAUACCGCGUAAAUCAGCUUUUUUCUUUUCGCGCUUUUCAUGCAUUAAGUGCCUUUUAAGUGCUUGUGCGUACGUGUGCGUACGUGUGUGUCUUAAAUCAACUGCUACGCUGAUCAAUUCCCAUUUUUUAGCUUAGCAUGAAGACUGGAAAAAGGGGGACGCAGCUAGCGUGUCUCUGUCCGACGCUUAUCUAAUACUUACUGAUUCAAAAUGUUUUAUUUCAUUUGUUUAAACCUGUAAAAAGAAAGUGUAAAAAGUGUAAAAACUUUAAUUAGUUUGGUUUUUUGGGGGGUUUUUUUUUCACCGAGUUGGCUGUUUCCCCCACGUUUCCAGGCAUUAUGCUAAGCUAAGCUAACAAGCUGCUGGCUAGAGCCAAGAACAAAAGCAAAUAGGCAUAUUUCCCAAACUGUUUGACGUAUUCCUUUAUUAAUAAUACCGCGAUGUGUCACUUUUUCUACACAUUUCGUGUCCUGAUUCCGCCCCUUUGAAUGAGAUUUAAGUGACCGCGAGGAUCCGAGUCGCACUCUUCACUGCCUGAACGAGACGCUUAUAACUAAAUAAGAGUUGUUCCAGUGACAUUACUCACCCGGUUUAACAAGAGAAAAACAAAAAAAAUCCAUGGCAACCUGCGGUUUGACGAGGCUAUCUUUAGCGCCGCGCUAACCUAUUUAUGUGGAGUCUGCUUCUGCAAUUAUAAGCAUUACCUCAACACGCGUAUGUGAGCUCGACACGCUCCUCAAGCCCGGGUUUGUUCCUCAGUGGUGGAACACGGACUCUUCAGUUUUGGGAUUUAUCUCUCGGUGGGUGAAACGUGAAAAGGAAACAUUAUUUUGUGACCUCUCUGCCCAUUUGUGUUUGUGUGGUUAUUCACAAAAAUGUGAAGUUAGAGUCUUAUUAUGGUUCUCUCUCAACAAAGAAGUGCUGAUUCAGUGCAGGCUUCUCAGUAAACAAAUGGUUUGUGUGCGUGUGUGUGUGUGUGUGUGUGUGCGUGACUCAGAUAUGUGUCAGUCCACAUCUGCAGCCUUUAACUCUUUGUUGUCUCUGCUUGUUGUUUCCGUUUAUUUUUUUUUAACAACCCCUUUGCUGUUCAUACUCCGAGACCAAAGAAGUAAGACAUUUUCUACUGGGCUUCCUAUUUUUUUGUUUUUUUUAAUGUGUAGUCCGUUAGGUUGAAGUGAAAUUGAAUGUUCUCUUCUGGUUUUGUCAUUUAAUCUGUUCAACUCUGAGGAAAAUGUGAAAGGGAGCAUUUGGAAGAAAACAAAACAAAAACAAAAACAUUCCACAAAGAAACUGUAAAGGACACCAAAUGAGAAGACAUAUUUUUA
Messenger RNA from Cyclopterus lumpus (lumpfish), 4296 nucleotides. RefSeq names its product sorting nexin 33 (gene snx33). The record is from RefSeq and is a predicted model, not a curated record. Gene Ontology annotation, cellular component: cytoplasmic vesicle; plasma membrane. Gene Ontology annotation, molecular function: protein binding; phosphatidylinositol binding. The transcript has 3 exons. Gene Ontology annotation, biological process: endocytosis; plasma membrane tubulation; protein transport. Bases 718 to 2406 code for a protein of 562 amino acids. NCBI's taxonomy places the organism in Eukaryota, Metazoa, Chordata, Actinopteri, Perciformes, Cyclopteridae.